CCGGGCUGGGCUGGACAGGCAGGGCCUUCAACGAGCAGACUCCUUAAACCUUUGCUGCCUGAGGCGGCCCUGGAGGGCCCGACCCGGGCCUGGGCCCGCUGCCCUGCCUGGUCACACUGCAAGGCCGUCGUUGGCCAGCAGGGGAGUCAGAUCGCUGUGGGCCGUCGUCCCUGCCCCGUGAGAUUCACACUCUGCACACCUCCCCUGGCCUGUCAGGGCCACUCGUGUUGGCUCGCUCCUCUCUCCUGGGCCCCAGGCCACUGCGCACCCUCCCCCCACGGUUAAACAUUAGUGCGAGGUUAUUAGUCCGGGGUCCUCGGGAGGGAGAGGGUGGAAUUUCACUUUGACCUGCGCUUCCUCUGCUGGAGUCACCAGCUCCCGCCCCGCCUGACAAUGCCAGUGGAGGAAUUUGUGGCCGGCUGGAUCUCCGGAGCUGUGGGCUUGGUCCUGGGACACCCCUUUGACACUGUAAAGGUGCGGCUGCAGACCCAGACCACAUACCACGGCAUCGUCGAUUGUAUGGUCAAGACUUACCGCCAUGAGUCGCUCCUGGGCUUCUUCAAGGGAAUGAGCUUCCCCAUCGUGAGCAUUGCUGUGGUCAACUCCGUCCUGUUCGGGGUCUACAGCAACACCCUGCUGGCACUCACAGCAACCUCCCACCAGCAGCGGCGGGCCCAGCCGCCUAGCUACAUGCACAUCUUUGUAGCCGGCUGCACCUCGGGAUUCCUGCAGGCCUACUGCCUGGCCCCUUUUGACCUCAUCAAAGUCCGGCUACAAAACCAGACAGAGCCGAGGGCGAAGCCAGGGAGCCCCCAACCCCGGUACCGGGGGCCCGUGCACUGUGCGGCCUCCAUCUUCCAGGCGGAGGGGCCCCGGGGGCUGUUCCGAGGAGCGUGGGCCCUGACGCUGAGGGACACCCCCACAGUGGGAAUCUAUUUUAUCACCUACGAAUGUCUCUGUCGCCAGUCCACGCCGGAGGGCCAGAAUCCCAGCUCGGCCACGGUGCUGGUGGCAGGAGGCUUUGCCGGCAUCACCUCCUGGGUCGCAGCCACGCCCUUAGACGUGAUCAAGGCCCGGAUGCAGAUGGCCGGGCUGAAGCAGAGGGCGUACCAGGGGGUGCUGGACUGCAUAGUAAGCAGCGCCCGGCAGGAGGGACUGGGGGUCUUCUUCAGGGGGCUCACCAUCAACAGUGCCCGCGCCUUUCCCGUCAACGCCGUCACCUUCCUCAGCUACGAGUACCUCCUCCGCUUGUGGGGAUGAGCCUGGCCACGCAGUGCCGGCAGCUCCCCAGCGGAUCACGGCCCAACCGCCCAGACCGAAGGCCAAGUUGAACGUGCCAGCUUGCGAUUCCGAUUCCAAUGGAAGAAGCUCAGCCCUCCCUUAUCAAGGCGCCUCCCAGCUUCACAGACACAGCCGGGGCUGGGGAGACGGCAGUGGGGAGCAGGAGGCCCGGGGUCUGGACUCGGCGGGCAGCACUUGCCUCGAUUCCUUUCCUUCUCGAGUCUGUGAAGUGAACUCACUAGCCGGUGGUGCUGGUGACAUUCAGGCCCCCAUCCUGUGACUUCACCCCUUGACGAGCUCUCAGAGCCUCUGCUGGGCAGCCUCAGCGCUAACCAGCCCCCUGGAUUCCAGUGACCCUGUCCUCGUGGGCCUCCCACCUCACCUCCUUCCAGCCCUCUCUCCUCAUGACCGGAGAGCAGCCUUUACGUCUCCUGCCUGUCCAGGACCCUUCAGUGGCUCCCGUCACCUUCAGGAAAAAGCCUAAACUCUCCCUUGGCGGCUUCAGCAGCUCAGCUCUGCUUGUAGAGAACAAGCUGUGCUCUCUCAUCGCCCUUGGCCUCCCUCCUGGCCAACAGUGGCCGCAGGGCGACUCUGUCGUCCCUCUGGUGGAGCCUGCUCCCAGACCCGGGGUGGACACUGUUUCCUGGGGUCCUUCCUCAGCUCGCCUGCUGUCUGCCCUGGACUGACUGUGGGGUCUGCAGACCCCCGCCUGCCCACACGCCUUGAUCGUAGCCCUCGCCUGUGCUUAAUCAUGGUUGUUGAUUUGCUCCUCAGCUUCCCCACUAGACAGGGGGCUCCCUGAGGUCAGGGGUCAUACUUCUGAUCCUUUCCCAGCAUGGAGCCCAGUGCUGGAAGCUGCCCAGGAAAUGCUUGUUAGAUGAAGUGCCGAUUGCAGUCCUGACCUCUCUCCCCCUGCUCCAGCCGCCCCACCUGCUUCCUCGGUCCUGCUCCUCCUCCGCUGAGAGGCUCUCCUGCCCAGCCUGUCUUGGGGUCGUCUGCAGUGGACUGGUGCCAGGAGUCGAGGGUGUCUGCCUGGCCCACUCCCAUCCGAUGGCACUUGUUUUCUUCAUCCAUCUCAACUGCUAAGUGGGAAUUAAAAACUGGCUAAGAGGGUUCAUUUAACUGACAAUAAAGUGAGCAGAGUGUGUACCCACUAAUGUCCUGAUCUGGUCUGAGAUCAACCUGGGCCCACUCCAUGGGACCCGAACGCCUGGAAUUUACUGGGGCUCCCUAUGAAACCAGCACAGCGCUGUUACAACAGAGGAGGUGGCCUUGGCUCAGAGACAGUGUGUAACUCAUCCCAGGUCACAUGGCUGGUAUGUUGCACAACUUACCUGGAUGCAUCGGAGCCUCUGACUCCAGAGCCCGGUUACUCCGCUAUCCUGCUCUCCCCGGGCUUGUGACAGUCUCCCACGAGUCACCUAAGUUCAAA
Diceros bicornis minor is the source of this 2713-nucleotide messenger RNA. RefSeq names its product solute carrier family 25 member 45 (gene SLC25A45). Gene Ontology annotation, biological process: transmembrane transport. The transcript has 6 exons. The coding region runs from base 394 to 1260 and encodes 288 amino acids. The record is from RefSeq and is a predicted model, not a curated record. NCBI's taxonomy places the organism in Eukaryota, Metazoa, Chordata, Mammalia, Perissodactyla, Rhinocerotidae. Gene Ontology annotation, cellular component: mitochondrion. Gene Ontology annotation, molecular function: transmembrane transporter activity.